CCGUCAGUCUCGCGAGACCUGCCAGUUCCGCGUUGCCAAGCGACCGGAGCCCCGCCCCCCGUGCGGCGGUCCGGUUGCGGCGCGCAGUCGCGGCGGAGGCUCCGUUUAUACAAGGGUCGCAGGCGGGCCUGGGCUGUUAGUGGGGAAGAUGUCGCGCUAUGGGCGUUACGAGACCAAGGUGUACGUGGGAAACCUGGGCACGGGCGCGGGCAAAAGCGAGCUGGAGAGAGCCUUCAGCUACUACGGGCCCCUGAGAACCGUGUGGAUCGCGAGGAACCCGCCGGGGUUUGCCUUCGUGGAGUUUGAAGACCCGAGGGAUGCUGAAGAUGCUGUGCUUGGCCUUGAUGGGAAGAUAAUAUGUGGCUCCAGGGUUAGAGUGGAAGUGUCGACUGGGAUGCCUCGUCGCUCCCGUUACGACAGGCCUCCUGCACGGCGCCCCUUUGACCCUAAUGACAGAUGCUAUGAGUGUGGUGAGAAAGGCCACUAUGCUUACGAUUGUCAUCGCUAUAGUCGCCGAAGGAGGAGCAGGUCCCGGUCUAGAUCCCGUUCAAGGUCCCGAGGCAGAAGGUAUUCUCGGUCACGUAGUUGGAGUCGCGGUAGGAGAUCAAGGUCAGCUUCCUACCGCAGGUCUAGGUCAAUGUCUCCUCGUAGGUAUAGGUCAUUUACACCCCGCAGAUCUCGGUCUGGUUCUUUAAGGAGAUCAAGAUCUAGGUCCAGAUCACGCUCAAGGUCCCGGUCUGUUGUAUGGCCUCGAAGUAGGUCUGGGUCCCAUGGUAGAUCUAAAUCUGGCUUACCUGCUAAAAGUUGCUCGAAGUCCAGAUCACCAUCUCCGAAGAGAAGUCACUCACCAUCAGGAAGCCCUUGAAGGAGUGCAAGUCCUGAAAGAAUGGAUUCAAAUUUAAAAAAUUUAAGAAGAAAAUUUAUUUUGUUUACAUUAUUAUAAGGGAUUUUGUGAUGUCUUUAUAAACAUAAGGGCUUAGUCCUAGAAGGCUGUUUCUAUUGACUAACAAUUGGCAAGUAUUUGCAUCUUUUAAAAGUCUUACUGGUAGACUAAUGCGAAACUCUUUUGUGUUAAUGUUCUGUGAUCUGGAAAUGUUGGGCUUUUUUAUUGGUUCAAAGAAAUAAACUGUGCAUUUCUAACUAAGAAAUAUUUUGUGAUAACCCUCUUGUUUCUGUGAAUAGUUGGGUAGCUGAAGCAGGUCAUGUGUUACCAUGGUGAAAAGCAGGAAGCAGGCUGUUUGGCAAGGGCUGCCCUGCAGGCUUGUGUCUGGUGUAGGACUUAAUUGCUACUGAGUACUGAUUAGAGCAAAGAGUUACCAGUACCAGCUGUUGUUCUUACUGUUUGGUCUUGAAUGUUAGUUAUCUGUACCUUGUGUUUUUAUUUGCACCUCCUCACAGCUCAGUGAAGCUGAAAACUUGUCUGGAGGUGCUUGUAUACUUGACUUACAAAAAUGUCUACAAAGGCCAUGAACAUGUAAGGAAUGUGUGAAUGCUGGUCAGCCUGUCCUGUUGAUCAAAGGACCAGUGAACUUCUCACCUGAAGGUACUUGGAAUACUCAUAGAAUGUAAACCAUUGAGGCAAAAAUUUUUAGAAAUCUUGUUUAUGUCCUGGUUGUCCAAACUGUACUAUUUCUUUGUGAUACUUAAGUUAAAUUGGCAGAAGAUAAUACAUUUAGAGAUUCCUUUUCUUUGAAAUUAAGGAUUUUCUUACAGACUGAAGGUCACAAGCAGGUCAUGUUUAAAUAACAGUACAUUUGGGAAAUUAAGAGCUCAUGUUCCACCUCUCCUACCUGUCACAUCUUCUUUGGCAGUAAAGCGUAACAGAUCAGUUGUUGCUUUGGGAAACUGGACUGUAGCUGCCUGUACACAGAUAGGUUACUGAAGGUUUUAAUUAAGUAUAAUAAACUAGUGCAAGGUAUUUGCCAGUUUGAUUUCUCCUUGCAGCUGAUAGUGGCUACUAUCAGACUAGUAAAGAAAUUGGAGUGCCACAUGCUGUUUAAGUCUUCCUUAUCGUAUGUUCUGGCCUAUAGUGCUGUGUCUUACAGGCCUGCAAGGAACAACAGUUCUCUUGGGGCUUCUAAUAUAUCUACUGUUAAAAGUGGAGCACAGCAGCUCUGUGUGGGCUCCAAGUACCAGGGGUUCAGAUGAACUUUGAUUGUUAUUGUUUAACAAGUUGUCCAGGUAUUAAAAGAAUUAUAAUGAGCCCCUGUACAUGAUGUCACAGAUUCUUCCUGUGUACUACAACAUGUGUUGUCUGUCCCCUUUCCCACAUGUUUGUAUGUUUUAGUGCAUUGGUGCUUAGUAGGAUAAGGGGCUUUCCUUGCUGAUGCUGCUGCAAUUGAUAUUUUGUUGUAACCAUAGUCCCUUGUAAGAUACAGAGAGAGCUGGAAGAAACAGCGAGGGUGACCCAAAAGCCACUGCUAAACACUGCUGGCAGGGAGUAUUUAUUGGGUUCCCUUCCCCUUGCACCACUGCAGUUUACAGCAUUAAUGGUAAAAAUUACUCCAUGCAACAAGUGCUUUUAAAGGGGAGUAGCUUUUUUCUUUUACACUUUGUACUGCUGAAGCAAGCUGACUCCAUAAUAAACCUGUAGACUUAA
Molecule: messenger RNA, 2599 nt
Organism: Columba livia (rock pigeon)
Lineage: Eukaryota; Metazoa; Chordata; Aves; Columbiformes; Columbidae
Product: serine/arginine-rich splicing factor 7
Exons: 9
Coding region: 149-865 (238 amino acids)
Biological process (GO): mRNA splicing, via spliceosome
Cellular component (GO): nuclear speck
Molecular function (GO): zinc ion binding; mRNA binding
Source: RefSeq, a predicted model, not a curated record